Pimephales promelas (fathead minnow) is the source of this 3433-nucleotide messenger RNA. It is a transcript of the gene rab11al, whose product is annotated as RAB11a, member RAS oncogene family, like. Lineage: Eukaryota; Metazoa; Chordata; Actinopteri; Cypriniformes; Leuciscidae. Gene Ontology annotation, molecular function: GTPase activity; GTP binding. The record is from RefSeq and is a predicted model, not a curated record.
GACGUAAGUGUGUGCCUUAAGAUGAGACAGCAGGGCGAAACUUGGUUGACGUAGCACAGCAACAUCGUAUCAAAGUGUAAUUUAGACUUAUCAGGGAUUUGUUUUGUUUGACGAUUACAUUAUAUAAAACUGUCGACAAAAGGAGAUAUAUUAAAUUAUUUUUGGUUCUGACUGUCUUAAACGUACGAAGUGCGCGCGUAAUGAAGUGCUCGUGAUCAGCUGAUGCGUCUCGUAAACAAAGUUUUUUUGGCCUUGUAAUAACUAAAAGAGAACAUUGUGGUUAUCAAGAAGAGCAUAAAGUGUUAAUAUUUGAAAACACGGAGUUCGUAUAAGCCGGUAAGAAGAUUAAAGUCAUGACGGGUAGAGAGGACGAGUAUGACUAUCUCUUUAAAGUGGUUCUGAUUGGCGACUCUGGUGUGGGCAAGAGUAACCUGCUCUCUCGCUUCACUCGCAAUGAGUUCAACCUGGAGAGCAAGAGCACCAUCGGGGUGGAGUUUGCCACACGCAGUAUCCAUGUGGAGGGCAAGACCGUCAAAGCCCAGAUCUGGGACACGGCUGGACAGGAGAGAUACAGGGCCAUCACCUCCGCGUAUUACAGAGGUGCCGUAGGAGCCCUGCUGGUGUAUGACAUCGCCAAGCAUCUGACCUAUGAAAACGCCGAGCGCUGGUUGAAAGAGCUGCAGGAUCAUGCUGACAGCAAUAUUGUCAUCAUGUUAGUAGGGAACAAAAGCGACUUGCGCCAUCUGAGGGCUGUUCCUAUGGAUGAAGCAAAGGCGUUUGCUGAGAAGCAUGGACUUUCUUUCCUGGAGACCUCAGCGCUGGACUCUUCUAAUGUUGAACUUGCCUUUCAGACCAUUCUUACAGAAAUCUACCGUAUCGUGUCCCAGAGGCAGAUGUCAGGGCGUGGUGAAGACAGCUUCUCCCCCAGCUCCAAAGUGGUUCCCAUUACUGUACAGCCGACACAGAAUUCUGGCAAGCAGGGCGCCUGCUGUCAGAAUAACUGAGCUGAUACAGCGCCGCCAUGGGAUCCGGGGGAAAUCGGCAACUUUUGUUGGGCUGGGUUGACCGCGAGCGUCCGACUGCGUUGUAUUCCCUGCGCGUGGUGUGGUUAAUAUAUGUAAUGGACUUACUUGGUUAUGCCCAGAAUCAGUGAGUAAUAAUCUUCAAAAUUGGACGAUAAGAGAUGUUGAAAUUCAAUGGAUCAAGCAUUUUCUCAGAACUAAGAGGCCAUGCUUCUUGUUUCAGACUAAUUAGAAAUGACCAGGUAGCUAGGGCGCUCAGACGUGGCGGCUCUUUUUUUUUUUUCCCGCUCUUUUUGUCACUGACAGUCUGCUUACAAACAAUGGGCAGGAAGAAUGAGAAAAACGUGCUUAGAGUGUGUAAUGCUACCUUUAAAUAACUCCUGACUGGUUUCUGAUCACAAUAGGGAUUGACUAGUUGAAAUUAUAUAUUUGUUUCCUUAAGUGUGCCACCGCAGGUGUGGUCUGAUCACUUUUUCAUGCAUCGAAAUUCACACCUGUUCGGUCAAUUCUUACACAGACGCCGCUGUAACGGCUCUUUUGUAUUUAUUGAAUGCAAAUAUGAUCUUGUUUUAUCUGUGGUAUUUUUGCUUUCUUUUGUCAUGCUUCUGUGAUUUGUUUUUUUCCUCCAUCACUAGAUUAUUGAUCAGAAUUUCUCAAGGGUUUCUCCUUUUAGUCAUGGCACUCAUUUGUACAAGUGCUGGGAGUGUUUUCUGUGGAUCAGAGUACUGUUAAUAGGUUAAGCUAAUAGGCAGAUGUACGUGCUGUGGUGUUUGAGUAUAUAAGAGUGCUGUCUGUUGACAAUCAGGGUUGGGAAUUGUUAUCUGGUUCUCAAAAAACAAAAUUGUCUGUUAACAAUUUUUGAAUGUAUGAAUUCUGUUGCAUUACAAUAUAGGCAUCAGAGCUGCAUUAAACCUGUCCUAUGCAUUGCGAUCAAAAUGCAUCUUAACUCUCGUCAGCUGCGCAUUCAAAUCAGCACAAUAAACUUUCAGGCACAUGAUUUUUGUUUCCCGCUUUUUUUAAACUCACUUUUUGUGGUAUUUAUUUUUAUGAAGCCCCUAAAAUUAUAUAUAUACACACACAUACAUGCAUACAUUUUAUUUCUGUUCUGAUGAAAUUAGUAACAGAUUUGUUAUGAGGGUAAAGAAUGUAAUAUGUUUUCCACACAUUGUCAAUUUUUUUUGGUUUUCUUUGAAAAAGAACCAGAAUCAUAAGGAAGAGUUCAUCCAUAAAUUAAAAAUGUUCUCCAAUUGUGAUAACAUUUUAGAUUUUGUGUGAACCAUUCCUUUAAAUACCUACGAUUCCCAUCCCUACACAGAGUACUGGUGCGCCAGAUAUUUUUUUCUGCUUUAUAUAUUAGAUAUAUAUACUUUCUGUGGCUCAGUGCACACUUGCAUGAUGUUUUUUUGCUUUCAGCUGGUUUCUGGGUGUUGUCUUUGACUAAUAGUCUGUUUUUCUGCUGGAAAACGAGUGGCAGGUGGGAUGCGGUUCUCUAAGAGGAGCUUCUAUCAUUGGGUACAUUGACCAUAUUAUAUUGCAAGGCAGGGGAACUGAUGGCUUGUGAUGUAUUUGCAGAGGUUUUCUUACUGGAAGCGAAUUCCUCUCUGGCCACCCUUGUUAUCUGCUACAUGUAACUCGAAGAGCAGCAGGUCUCUUGAGAUCUCACUCACUGUCCCAGCUUUUCUGUCUUCUACGCUUUUGGUGUGGUUUUAUCUUUUGCAUACGUUUGCACUGCCGUUUAUAUUCUCCUCGCCUCAGGGUGGGCCUGUCGGGGUCGUGCUUUUGGCUUUUUUUUUUGUAGUAGUGAUGUAAUCCGUUCAAAUUCACGACACAAGGUGCUUCCCUAAAUGCCUUGCCUGAAAGAUUAACGUUAAUGCCAUCAAUCUGUUAUGCUGAAUAUCAGCCGUUUAGCGGGAGACGUUGAUAAUUACUGCUUUGGGAAGAUUUUGUCAUCUUGCCUGUUCUUUUCCCAGUGGGACUCCUGAACAAAGGCUCUGAAUAUGGCAAAUACAUUUAUGCAUUUUCAAUGAACAUGGAUGUUUAUCGGCUGUUUGUUUUUUUUUAACUUGGGUUUACGUAGACACUCGUAAGCUUGUGAUUUUCAGGGUUCCCCCAUCUUUUGACCAGUGACUUCCAUAUGACCUUUGCAGUCGUGAAUACUGGAUAAGUCAAAUCAUGGUAUAGAGAGAUUGCACCCACAACAAGCAAUUUCCAGAUGAUGAAAUAUUUAUGAGCUUUUUGAAAUGUUAUUAAUUUCCAUGCGAUUUUUAAAAGUCUCUGAUGCUUCCACGUAUUUCCAUGAAUGUGGGAACACUUCUAUUUUUUGUAAAAUUGGUGGUUUUUCUGUGUAUGUUAAUGACGCUUAUGAAUAAAAUCAGUUUUGUUUCAAAUCAUCAGGUGUGAGACCAACAGAA